UGCCUUUCCUUACCAGUAUUUUCAUUGUACCCUGCACAGAAACUUCUAUCUCGCGAGAUAAAUUUGAGAGGGCGCUUGUUGCGGCUUGUAUUCCAUUUUCUGAGCUUCCCACAGCAGCCACCACCUCAGCAUAACCAUACUAGUGUAAUCCGCUUGCUUGAACUUUAGCUGUAUUACUGGGCCGGUAGGGCCCCAGGCCUACACCUUGAAAGACAUUUUACUACUUUCUUAGUUGGGCAGCCAUGGCAGCAGCUGCUCAGCGUGCGCGUAAUCAGAGGCUGCCACCGGAGGUUAACAGGGCCCUCUUUGUACGCAACCUUCCGUUCAAUAUAUCGUCUGAAGAGAUGUAUGACAUUUUUGGGAAAUACGGGCCAAUUCGCCAGAUCCGGAUGGGGACAACCAAGGAGACCCGUGGCACAGCUUACGUGGUGUAUGAGGACAUCUACGACGCUAAGAACGCCUGUGACCACCUGUCAGGCUUUAACGUUGCGAACCGCUAUCUCAUCGUACUCUACUUCAACCCAGUACGGCAAAGCAAGAAGCUGAGCACAAAGGAGCAGGAGGAGCAGCUUCGAAAGAUGCAGGACAAGUACGGAGUGGACGGGCAGCAGCACGCCAAGGGGAAAUGAAGCGGAGGAGGUGGAUGGAGGCAGCAUUAGGAGUGGGCCAGGCAAGAGGCGAAGAGGUGAAGAGGAGUGGGCUAGGAAAGGGUAGCUGGAUUACGUGGAACGUGGCUUGCGGGGAAAUGCGGGGCAGUGCUGAGGCAUGUUGCGCCGCUAGGGGCAACGUGUGCUUGCAUGAUGCAGCGUAGGUGGUGUGGUUUGGUUGUGGCGGGCAGUGAGCUUCAGCUAGGUGGUCGUGUCAUGCUGCCACGUAAGCGUUACCGGUUAAAGCUUGUAUAGACUACGGCAGAAAACAUACCAAACGUGCACAUGUUGACGUACGGAGCCCUUGAGGGAAGGGGGAGCUGACGUAUGCCAUGGUUCGCAAGGAUGCCUCCUCCCAGUGAUGUUUGGCCGCUGUUGGACGCUGCGCGCCGCACAUACCGGAUCGCGCAUGAUUGGGGAUGCGCGUUUGCGGCUGCUGAGUUUCGGAGCAUCCGGUUGCUCCUUACGAUGCAUACUUUGCGUGUGUACUUUGCGUGUGGAACGAAACCCUACACGAGGUUGGGGUAAAGGCGCCAGCGGUUCAUAUGCUGCUGCUGCGCGCCAGGGCGCUACUGCUGAUGGGGAUACCCCAGAUCGGUGUGUACAGCAACGCGUCCCGUUGUAUUGCGCUGGGAUGCGUGCUGAGAUAGUUAAGGGCAAUGUGGAGACGGCGGUUAGUGCUCAACAACAACACGGGCGUACGGCUGCGUGGCUUUGCUGUACUGAUCCUGGAUUGCGUGAACAGGGAUGCAGGUUACGACAAAUGUGAAAUGCACCGGAAUUGGAGAACGUUCACCCAUGCUGAAUGUUUA
Astrephomene gubernaculifera is the source of this 1459-nucleotide messenger RNA. The record is from the annotation of a GenBank genome assembly. Lineage: Eukaryota; Viridiplantae; Chlorophyta; Chlorophyceae; Chlamydomonadales; Astrephomenaceae.